Molecule: messenger RNA, 1307 nt
Organism: Spodoptera litura
Lineage: Eukaryota; Metazoa; Arthropoda; Insecta; Lepidoptera; Noctuidae
Source: RefSeq, a predicted model, not a curated record
GCAAGGAGCAUCAUUCGAAGAAUCAGUUCUUUAGAUCUCAUACAACAUGAAGGUCAUCGUUGCUAUUAUUUUCGCCAUCGGCUCCGUAUCAGCUUUGGGCUCUGGACCCUACCUACCUAGUGGAUGGAGGCCUUCUGGUCCCAGCUUCUAUCUACCUUCGGAAGUCGCGAAGCCAUCAGAAGGUCCAGUGAAGGAAAACCUUCUCCAAGAAACCGAGGCCUCCGCUUCAGAUGCUCUCAGGGAAUAUGGACCCCCGAAAGUCGAAGCCGUGGUCCAGUACAGCGUGAACCAAGGUCUUCCUGAUGAGGCUACCCAACAGACCUUCUUUGUACAAUCUCUGGCUACCCAGGAACUGCAGGCAGGAGCUGGUGAAACCGUUGCCGUCGAAGUUAACACAGAAUCUGCCGCCAUCGUAGAAGAAGUAGCAUCAACUGCUGAAGCUGUGGCCGAGAAAAUUGAACAAGCUGAAGUCAUUGCCGAAGUCCAGCCUACUUUGGAGGCUGUAGCUGAAGUUGUUGAGCAAACCGAAGCUGCCCAAGCUGUUGAAGCCACGGAAGCAGCUCUAGCUGAAAUUGUGGAACCAACUGCCGCUGUCCAAGAAGAGGUAGUAGCUGAGGAGGUUAUACCUACUGUGGUAGUCGACGAGGCUGUGCCCACCGCUGUUGUUGAACAAGUGGUUGUUGAGAAAGUUGCUGAAGGUGUUAACAACAUCGCUGAAGCUAUUGUCAAGCUUGAGACUGAGGCUAAAGCUGCUGAGGCUGUUGAAUCUGCUGUAGAAAUCAAGCAGGAGGUUUCAGGAUCCCUGCAACAGGCCCCUGAAGGUUUCCUCGAAUACGGACCCCCCGGCUUUAGGGAGUACGGACCCCCUAAAUCUGCCGCAGUUGAGGCCGCCCCCGAAAACAACGAAGUCAGGAGGAGGCGUUUCUCACCCAAAUUCAAGUCCCACAAGAAGCACUAAGCAUGAAUAAUCGACGAAAUACUUACUAGACCAAUGGCAGCCAGCAACAAUGGAUUUCGUGGACCACUUCUUAUUUAAAAAAGCAAAUUAAAAAAAUACUUUCGCUAUUAGAGUUUUUGACAGCUCUCCGCCAUCUAUGAUUUUAAAUUGGCGGGAAAUAAAAUUGUUCGAACAGCUUCAACUUGAUUUGAGGUUAUAAAUAAUAAAUCUGAGCUUUAAUAGCAAAAGACAUUAAAAUAAUAUGUUUAUGUAUGUAAAUAACAAUUAUAAAUGAUUGUUUUAGAUAUCUUCGGAUGUAAAAAAUAAUUGUAUGUGAUAACUAAUUAAAUAAAUGAGUCUUAAAUUAAUA